This is a messenger RNA of Aplysia californica (California sea hare), 1056 nucleotides long. Its product is annotated as neuropeptides capa receptor-like. Gene Ontology annotation, molecular function: G protein-coupled peptide receptor activity. Lineage: Eukaryota; Metazoa; Mollusca; Gastropoda; Aplysiida; Aplysiidae. The record is from RefSeq and is a predicted model, not a curated record. Gene Ontology annotation, biological process: G protein-coupled receptor signaling pathway. Gene Ontology annotation, cellular component: plasma membrane. Bases 1 to 1056 code for a protein of 351 amino acids. The transcript has 3 exons.
AUGAAACACAAGGACAUUGUCACAAACAGUACAACAGAGGGAGAUGUUGAGUUCUCUGGUUUGAUAAAUGAUCAGACAAGAUAUCUGCUGGAGGUCAUCUUCUUCACUGGGUUUACUGGAUCCAUUAGCUUCUUGGGAACCAUUGCCAAUAUCAUCAACAUUGUCGUCUUCUGUAAGCAGGGCUUCUCCGACUCCGUCAACAUCAGUUUCCUGGCUCUGGCAAUCUCUGACGUUGGUUCUCUGGUCACGCUGGUGUGGCAAGGCGUCUGUUUCAAUCCCUACUUCCAUAAAGCGGACAUCCCCUUUGAGUCCAGAGACGUACAAUAUUUAACUGCAGGUUGGCCACAUGUCUGUUUCGCUCGCAUUACGAGUUGGAUCACCGCCUUUAUCACGUUCGAGCGUUGUCUCUGCAUCUCUGUGCCCCUGAAGGUCAAGCUCAUCAUAACUUCUAAAAGGACGCUCUACAUCAAUGCCGGCAUUUUCCUCACCAUGUUCGCCAGCGUCUCCCCUGUCUACUACGCCAUCAACAUAGGGCCAAAGUUUUUUCCCGGUAGAAACGAAACCCUGCUGGGUUUGGUCUACAAACCGGACGGUGCAGACAUUGAGAACGUCUCCUUCUCCAUCAACGUGUUCGCUCAACUCAGCUCAGUUUUGUUCGUGAUCAUCUGCACUUGCGUUCUUAUUCACAACCUCGUUCUGAAAUCAAAAUGGCGCAAGUCGACUCAGUCGUCUGCGGCGACUGCAAGAAGUGCUGCUUCAGGAUCCGGAGAAAGUGGAAUGUCUUCGAAAGAAAAACGAGUGGUAAAAUUGGUGACAUUAAUAUCGUGUAUUUUCAUUGCUUGUUUUCUGCCCAGCGCUGUGAAUCUCAUUCUCAUGAUCUCCUCGGAUGACUACAGCAUUGUGGGAAAGUACCGGAACAUGUUCCAGGUAUCGUGGUCCAUGCUCAACACUCUCGAGGCCACCAACUGUUCUGUCAACAUUUGCGUCUACUACACCAUGAGCUCAAAGUAUAGGGCCGUCUUCACAAGUUUGUUUGCAAAGAAAAACAAAAACUGA